Capronia epimyces CBS 606.96 is the source of this 1023-nucleotide messenger RNA. RefSeq lists its product as uncharacterized. Lineage: Eukaryota; Fungi; Ascomycota; Eurotiomycetes; Chaetothyriales; Herpotrichiellaceae. The record is from RefSeq and is a predicted model, not a curated record. The coding region runs from base 1 to 1023 and encodes 340 amino acids. The transcript is spliced from 2 exons. Gene Ontology annotation, cellular component: mitochondrion.
AUGAAGAGCAUGCGGUCCCUUCCCGCACGCCAUGCUCUCGAGCAACUCUUCCAAACACGUCCUGUCUUACCCUUACAAGGGCGACAAGCCUUUAAUCAAGCUCUUCUCCGCGCUACGAGUCCGUCACAUCAGACGGCCUCCUUCCGGACGCGGGCGGGACGAGUGUCCCAGCCCAGUCUUACGACGCGGACGACGACUCGAACCAUCCACUCCCAACGCCUUCCCAACAACCCACUUCGCUCCCCGAACAGACCGUCUCCUUCUUCCUCUCCUUCUCGCUCUACGAAUCCGUUUCUCCAGUCGUUCCGCCGUCGCGGUGGCCGACGGUCCAACUCGUCCAGCUCGUCCGGCAGCGCCUCGGGCCCCCAGGAAAAGCUGAGUCUCUCGCAGCGGCUGAAGAAAUUGUCGCGCGAAUACGGCUGGUCCGCGUUGGGCGUGUACCUGCUACUUACGGCGCUCGAUUUUCCCUUCUGUUUCCUCGCUGUGCGGCUGUUGGGCACAGACCGCAUCGGACACUGGGAGCAUGUCGUGGUAUCGUAUGUCAAGGGUUUGAUCAACUGGCCCGCGACGACUACGGCGGCCGUUGCGGAGGACGUCGACAGUGCCGUUGGGACGGCCGAAAAGCCUGGGAACGCCGAUGUCGUCGCGAGCAAGAGGAUCUUGGACGAACAGAGUCACGAACAAUACGUCAAGGAAAAUGCAGACACCGUCAGCGACCACGGCUACAAGGAGGCAGAAAAGGCCAAUUCGGGCGCCAAUGCAAGUAUAUGGACGCAACUGGCUCUCGCGUAUGCCAUUCACAAAUCCUUCAUCUUCGUCCGCGUCCCUCUCACCGCGGCCGUGACGCCGAAAGUGGUCAAAACAUUGAGGUCUUGGGGCUGGAAUAUCGGCAAGGUCCCGAAGAGCAGCAGUGCCGGCGCCAGUGCCGGCGCCAGCUCCAACACCAGCAGUUCCGUAGCUGCCACCCAAGCCGGCAAGACGGGGGUCAAUACGCGAGGUUCGAAAGUGAGGCCGGAAGAUUGA